Molecule: messenger RNA, 2005 nt
Organism: Pseudo-nitzschia multistriata
Lineage: Eukaryota; Bacillariophyta; Bacillariophyceae; Bacillariales; Bacillariaceae
Source: the annotation of a GenBank genome assembly
CGUUGCAAUCAAAAAUUUAAAAACUUCUUGACUACUCAUGUGCACAAGCAUUCGUGCAACUUUUCUCCUUGGCACGAGUUUCUGAAGAGAGAGCACGAUUCGGUGCGAGUACGAACCAGCUUCUUCGUACCAGUGGCGGCAAACUCGUAUGGUUCAUGAGAAAACAUCAUCGUCGAUACCAACCUAGCAGUACAGUACUGUACGUAUCUUUCUAUUUGCAUAUUCCAGUUCGUCACAUUUCGAUCAUCAUCGAUCUACAGUUCUUCAAAUGAUCCUCUCCCGAAGAUGCUGUUGUGCUCAGAGCAUUGUGUUCUUGCUCGUGGCUCUUGUAUCGAGAGCAUUUGGCGCCGUAGAAAUUCCCCUGGGUGCAAUCAUUUUGCAACUGCGCUCGGCAGUUGAUACAGAUGCAGCAGAGCUUAAUGAAAGAGUCGAAGCGAUCACAACGAAUUAUUUGAACCAGUACUUUAAAGCCUACUAUGCGAGAACAGAACCGGACGACGACGAAUACUUUGAAAAAGCAGUCAUCUCUGCGAAUAGCUUUGGUGUGCACGGGGUCGAGGGCAGUUAUAUCACUACACUCGAAAUCGAAGGGACACUCUCAUUUACUUCGGACGAAGUUCCAACCAGUUUUUUUAUUGAAACUCUCCUGCGAAACGCCUUCAAGGGGCAAAAUGAAAAAUUAUUUCUGGACCAACUUCUCAAGGAGGAUGAAGACUUUCUGCAGAAUCUAACGUAUUUGAUAAUUGACAUCAAUAAAACCAAGGUUGCAGAAUCCUCUGUCGAAGAUGGUGCUCCGAGUGGCGAUUCCUCGAGCAGUGGAGUUGAAGCAUCUAGAGCAAACGAAAGAAGAGUUUUAAAUGAAAAGUGGAUAAUUGCCUUAUUAUGCGUGACCAGUUUGAUUGUCGCUUUGAUGAUUUUGGCAUGCUAUUUUUACCUGCGUCGUCGAUACACGAAACCAAUAGCAGCGAAAAAGACAAAGAAAAAAGCCGAUAGCGACAAUGAAGAGCCAAUGAAAGUAAUCAAACUUCCACUGAAGAAAAAGCAAUCCUCAUCAACGGAUGAUAAUGUUGGUGGAAAUCUCCUAAUGUCACCAACGUCGGCUGGAACUACGCCCACGAGUGCAGGCAGCCUCUCCGAUCACAUGGACCAUCCUCCACCUUCCCCCAUACAAUCUUUGACGUCCCACUGCUCCAGUAUGUUUACAAAUGGCGACAACAUGUCAAGGUUUGCAAUUAGGAAAGCUAACAACGACGUUUCAAAAUUCAGUCUUGACAUGCCUAGUAUUGAUCUUGGCACUUGGCGAGGAGGCAGAGUAGAUCCCCCCGAAUUUGGAUCAGAUAUUUCCGCCAUCGUAACUAGGAAAGACUUGAGUUUGAUCGCGGAAGAAAAAAGCGACAUAGAAUCCGGGGUAGAUACCGAGAACAACAGUCGAAGCAGAAGAAAAGGUUUUCUUGGCAGUCGGUAUUCAUCACAAAGCUCACGGGGAGAAAUAAGCUUGAGGCAGGCUCAGUCUCGUUCGUCGUAUCGAUCCGAAACCUAUUUUUACAAUUGCAGAAACGUACCGAAUGAUGAUACCGAUAGCGACUGUCCGCUAGAUACUUCUGCAGGUGAUGUUAUCUGCGAUUUGAAGAACCUCUCCAUACAGAUUGAGCGAGAGCGAAACAGUAGAAGGUCAAGACACAGUACUACCCAUCAAUAAGCAAUAAAAGCAGCGGAAGAAAAUAAAAUGUUAUGACAACUGGGAAUUUCUGCGUGCUAACAAAAAUGACAUUCAUUCUCAUGACUUUGAGGCCACUAGAGCCUCACAUUUCAUAUUUACAGAUAUCUUGUUUUAAUAUACUGGGGAUAUAAUAUUAAUACUAUGAACCAAACGUGAUCAUUUUUUCCCUUUAAUGUGUCCAUUUUCCAUUUACGCCCUAGUCUACUAGCUAGUAGUAGUACUAAUAUUAAAUGUGUCAAGAACAAAUUCCCCAAUCAAAAUAGAAAAUAUAACAGGAAUAUACCA